AUGGCCUUGGCCUCGGCCACCCAGACAGCUGCUUGCCCUCCAGAGACCCCAGCUGGAGCCCCACCCACAGAGGGGCUCCUGGUCAACACCAGUGAGAUUGCCAGCUGGGUGAGGAGCAGUGGCUGCAGGUGGGUUGGGGCCGAGGGGGAGGGCAGGAGCGCCCCUCAGGCAGGUCACUCACCUGGCCCCCACGCACAGAUCUCCAAGGAGCUGGCUGACCUGGAGGUCGCAACCCACAGCCUGCGUGAGCAACACGAGGCUGAAGUCUUCCAGCUGAGAAGCGAGGUCCUUCGGCUGGAGGGCCGGGUGCUAGAGCUGGAGCUGCAUGGAAACCACGCCAGCCAGGGUUGUGCAGCCCCAGUCACAGCCAGCCUGCCCACAGCCCAGGGGCCUGGACCUGCUGACCACCAUCAAGUGCAGGUCACCUUGAGCACGGGUCGGGCCUGGCGGGAGGGGGUGGAGGGGAACCACCAUGCCGUCAGACUGCGACCUGUUCCUCAACCACUCUGCCAUGCAGAUGCUGCCCCAGCAGGAAAAGCCAAGGGAUGGAGUGAGCCUCCUGGCUGGGGAGGGGGUUCCUGGCUGACCCUCUGUGCACCCCACACAGAGCAGUGGAGGGGUCUUGAUGGGCCCCCAUGUAUCUCACAGCUGCAGGGAGAUGCCAACCAGGCACUAGAAUGCCACCAAGCACAGCAGCAGGCGCUGGAGGCCCGUGUGGCAACCCUGGGCAAAGACCUACAGCAUGUCCAGGAAGAAGCUAGAGUGUCCAGGCAGCAGCUGGCUACACAAUCCAUGGCACUGUCUGCCUGCCAGGGCCAGCUACGCCAGGCAGAAGCCGAGAAUUCACGGCUGCAGCUCCAGCUCAAGAGGCUGAGCCAGCAGUACGCAGUCCGGCUGGAGCGCCAGAUCCAGCAGGCCAUGGAAUAUGCCACUGGGGCUGGUGGCCCAGAGUCUACCACCGCUGCCCUGUGCGGGUUCCUGGAGGCCACCCUGCAGGACAUCCGGGCAGCCCACCGCAGCCGAGAGCAACAACUGGCCCGGGCCGCCCAUGUCUACCACAAGCGUCUAGCAGAUCUGAGCCGCCGGCAUGAGGAACUGCUGGCCACCCGAAGUGGUGCAGAUGCUGCAGCCUGGGCCCAGAUCUGGAAAAAACUCCAGGCCACCUCACGUGGCAGUCAGGCAGAGCUGGAGUGUGAGCGGGCGCAGCUGCUGGCCCGGGCUACAGUGGCAGAGGGCCAGCUUACCCAGCUGCAGGAGUAUGUGGACCAGCACCUGGGCAGGUACAAACAAGAAAUCCUGAGGCUGCGGAAGCUUGUGGGUGCAGGUGACCCCUGCAAGGUGGGGUCCCUCCCGCACCCCAGCCAAGCUUCAGUGACCUGGGACUCCCAGCCACUAGCCUGCUGCCCCUCCUCCCACAACGCACCUCCAGGGAACCACCCCCUAGCAGUUCUAAAGAAGUAAAUUGAACGGA
Messenger RNA from Ochotona curzoniae (black-lipped pika), 1471 nucleotides. RefSeq names its product coiled-coil domain containing 78 (gene CCDC78). Gene Ontology annotation, cellular component: cytoplasm. The coding region runs from base 1 to 1461 and encodes 486 amino acids. Lineage: Eukaryota; Metazoa; Chordata; Mammalia; Lagomorpha; Ochotonidae. The record is from RefSeq and is a predicted model, not a curated record. The transcript has 9 exons.